GUAACAAUAACAACAACAACAAUAAUAACAAUAACAACAAUAAUAAUAAUAAUAAUAACAUUAAUAAAAUGGGACCGAGAGGCUCACCGUUGUCCUCAUCGUCCGAUAACGCGAUGCAACGAUUUGCUCAAAGCGACGAGGAUAACCAACGUCGUUAUCGUCGAGAGGCAGACUCGAAGGCUCAACAAAUGGAAAUGGAAGAGUUUUAUCAGGAUCAGCAGGCUACCCCUGACGCGCAUCCUUACAACAAAUAUACUUGGGAGGUGAACCGGAUAAACCCUUGGUUGUCGGCUUGCGAUCUGGCUGGUCCAGCGCCGGCCGAUCUUCAGGGUAGUUGUGGUCCACCGGAGGUUCCAGAGAUGUCUCCAGAUGCCUGCGCGUCAGAAUUGAAAGAAAACGGGCCUGAAGCUAUUUUCGACGAAGUUAUCAAUAAAUUACAAGCCAACUUAAGAGCAAGGAAGAAAUUUAUAAUUGGUGUUGCGCGGACAAACGAUCGUCACAGCGAAGCGAAGGAAUUAGCGAAAGAAAGGAAAAAGAACAACGAGGACAAUGUCGACGAGGAUGGCUACGAGGUAGAGCGCGAUCGAGCCAAGCCCGAUGAUGGUAAGCGGGCGGUUCCGGAACAGUGCCUUUUUUAUCUCGAGGAGUCGCACAUAAGAGACAUCUGUCGGGACGAUUUCGGCCGGGCCAGUCCGCGAAGUUUUUUAACCCCAAGGGAGAAUCGAUAUUGGUUCAUGAGUGGGUUGCGUCUGCGGCAUUGCUGCGAAUUCGUGGCGGUCAACGCCCUGGCGCCUGGUAAGGGAGGCCCGCUCGAGAACGUGCUAAAUGGCGGCCCGAAAUGCGUCCAAGCUUUGGACAAACUGUUGAAGGUCGACGCGCUCGCCUCCGAAUUACACUGCGUGUUCAAGAAAGCCCUGGGGCGCUACGACUGUGCCCAGCAGUACUCGGUCAUUUACAACUGCACCGAUUGCGAGGAAGUGUAUAGAAUAUGGACGUGCAGCGCCCUGGUGCCUUACUUUCAUCACAGCGGACCGCCGGACUUAAAGUUCUCGGAGAACGAUUGGACUAGGAUAAGACCGUGUAUGUCCCUCUGCCAGUCCGUGGAACAACGUUGUCCUUAUAUGCUUCCGGGUGACCGUGCCCCUGCGUACCCUACGCAAUAUGCCGGCGAACCUACCUUUCUUUGCAGAGACCCAAACAUACCCGAAACGGGAGAACAAGCUCUGAGGGCGCUGCACAGCAGUGACGAACGAGAAUGCUGUUACCACGUGUGCUCUGAGGAUGAGGUAGGCUUGGGGAUCUGUGCGAAUUGCACUAGUCGCGAGCUACGUAAAAUAGGUAUAGAACGCGAUCCUCCUACGGCACCCCACUGCGACAUUACACCUAUUCAAUCGGACUCUGCAGGUGAGGAGAAAGCAGCAGAAUGGCCAAUGUCCACGGAUGGCCAGGACAUCGAAUCCGAUUCAACGUCAACAAUCUCCCCAAUGGUUGGGCUUGAUCAACAACAACAACAACAACAUCAGAGUACAUCAUUAUGCGGCAGUGGUGGAGUCGGCUCGAUGACUUCGAGUUCAUCGAAUCGAGUUACGGCUUCUUACGUGUUGCCGUAUCUUUGCCUGUCAUCGAUCAUUAUUCAAAUUUUUUGGUGGUCGUGCCUGUUGUUGAGGAGUUUUUCGUCGAUGAUCGUGUCCAUUCAAAGCGUCCUGUAUUCGGGACGUGGAUUUGCGUCCUUCGUCGUUGUUGUCGUCGUUUUCAUUGUCGUUGGAAGUGGAGGAAGUGAAGAAGACGAAGGAGGAGGAAGAAGAGGUGGAGAAAGAGGACGAGAAGGAGGAGCCGUUGGAGGAGAAGGAAGAGAAAGAGAAGGAAGAGGAGGCAAAAUGCGAUCGAUCGAGGAGAUUCGACCUCGUUCUCGUUCAGGCUCGUCCUGUUUUCGAUGGUGGUGUUCAUCGUUGUCAUCGAAGUUGACCAUCUAUCUGGAUAAGAAGAAUAAGAAAAAAGAAGGUGAUAAUAAUAAUAAUAACAAUAAUAAUAAUAAUAAUAAUACUUAA
Messenger RNA from Polistes dominula (European paper wasp), 2048 nucleotides. It is a transcript of the gene Mid1, whose product is annotated as calcium-permeable channel component Mid1. Lineage: Eukaryota; Metazoa; Arthropoda; Insecta; Hymenoptera; Vespidae. Gene Ontology annotation, cellular component: plasma membrane. Gene Ontology annotation, biological process: calcium ion import across plasma membrane. The record is from RefSeq and is a predicted model, not a curated record. Gene Ontology annotation, molecular function: stretch-activated, monoatomic cation-selective, calcium channel activity.